AUGCAUCUUGCUGAGUAUCUUUUCCGCCGCAUUCACGAACUUGGAGUCCGAUCCAUCUUUGGAGUCCCCGGUGAUUACAGUCUAAACUGCCUCGACUACAUUGCUCCAUGUGGUCUCAACUGGGUCGGUAAUGUGAACGAGCUCAACGGUGGCUAUGCCGCGGAUGGUUAUGCCCGCAUCAAAGGAAUAGGGGUAGUCAUGACUACAUUAGGUGUUGGGGAGCUGUCAGCCAUCAAUGCCUUAGCAGGCUCAUGUGCCGAGCAUGUACCAGUCAUCCACAUUGUCGGAUAUCCCUCAACAGCUGUCCAGGAAAAGCGACUCGCGGUGCACCACACUUUGGGAGAUGGCGACUUUGGGCGAUUUGCCAAAAUGAGUGCUCAAAUCUCAAGCGCCGUUGUCAUUCUCAAAGACAAGUCAUAUGCGACUAAGCUCAUUGAUGAGACAAUUCUCGAGUGCUGCCGUUCCAGCAAGCCUGUCUACAUUGGCUUCCCAAUGGACCUUGUCCAGGCAGAGGUAGAUCCAUCUCCGCUUGAAUAUCCCCUGGGAUUCGAAGAACCUAGCCCCAAUCCGAUAGCGGAUGAGGGAUAUGCUGUGGAUCUGAUUCUCGGCCGUAUUAGAGCAGCUCAAAAUCCGGUAAUCAUUGUCGAUAGCCUGGCUGGAAAACUGCAAAGCCUGAAUACAACGAGGUUAUUCGUACAAAGCUCAGGAUUCCCUUGCUUCAUUACGCCAAUGGCCAAGGGCAUCAUCGACGAGAGCUUGAUAAACUUUCGCGGUUUGUACGCAGGAAAGGUCUCGGAACCUACCGUUUUUGAGCAGGUCCAAUCCUCCGAUUUAAUCCUAGAGGUUGGGCCGCGUCCAACAGACUUAAACUCAGCCGGGUUCAAGACUGAUUUACCUCACAUCGAAACCAUCAAAUUCGAACGUGACAGAAUCCAAAUGCAAUUUUAUGGGAUUCUAGGGCUCGGCAUGAAUGGUGUGCUCGAAAGGCUCAGCAAUGUCCUUGAUAAAGAACGAUCAGGAUCUGUCUCCACGGCCUCCACAUCCCCUCACAGGCUUAGUGCUACACCCGAUAUACACAGGACAGUCUCACCUUCCUCAAACUCGCCCAAGCAAAGUGUGGACGGCGAUGAGUUUAUGGAUUUCGAGGGUAACUUUGCUGACAAGUCUCAACCUUUAACCCAAGACUGGAUCUGGCAGCGAAUGUCUUCCUGGCUCGAAGAAGAUGAUAUCAUAUCCGCAGACCUCGGAACUUCGGCCUUUGGCACAUUAUGGUCACGAUACCCGCGCGGAGCAGUUCCACUAGUGCAGUUCCUUUGGUCUUCGAUUGGAUAUGCCGUCGGCGCAGCAGUGGGGGCGGCCAUCGCGGCGCGGGAAGACGAGAAACAGUCCCAGGGUGCUCAGCGCCGACGGACCAUCUGCUUCACGGGCGACGGUAGCCUCCAAAUGACCGCACAAGAAGUGAGCACCAUGGUCCGCUACAAACUGGGCAUUAUCAUGUUCGUUGUCUGCAACGAGGGCUAUACGAUAGAACGCUUGGUCCAUGGCAUGGAUGAGGAGUAUAAUGAUAUCCAGCCAUGGGACUAUAAGCUUUUACCGGCUGUCUUCCAGGCCGCUCCGAACACUGCUCGCACUUACGCUGUUCGCACUAGGGCUGAACUGAAUAUGCUGCUCGAUGACCCGUCGUUUGGCCCCGCCGAUCAUUAUGACGACAAGAAUCCGCCCCCUUUACGCCUUGUUGAGUUGUACAUGGAUAAAUAUGAUGCACCUGAGAGUUUGCAUGGGACUGUUGAUUCUAUUUUGAAGUGA
This is a messenger RNA of Penicillium samsonianum, 1806 nucleotides long. RefSeq names its product alpha-keto acid decarboxylase family protein. Gene Ontology annotation, molecular function: magnesium ion binding; carboxy-lyase activity; thiamine pyrophosphate binding. Lineage: Eukaryota; Fungi; Ascomycota; Eurotiomycetes; Eurotiales; Aspergillaceae. The transcript has 3 exons. The record is from RefSeq and is a predicted model, not a curated record. The coding region runs from base 1 to 1806 and encodes 601 amino acids.